Bactrocera latifrons is the source of this 2013-nucleotide messenger RNA. It is a transcript of the gene Tgs1, whose product is annotated as trimethylguanosine synthase. Lineage: Eukaryota; Metazoa; Arthropoda; Insecta; Diptera; Tephritidae. Gene Ontology annotation, biological process: 7-methylguanosine RNA capping; 7-methylguanosine cap hypermethylation. Gene Ontology annotation, molecular function: RNA cap trimethylguanosine synthase activity. The record is from RefSeq and is a predicted model, not a curated record. Gene Ontology annotation, cellular component: nucleus.
UACUGUAUAGUCAAGUUUGUGCAAACCAUAGAGAAAUAUUUCUAAUAAUCGUUUAUCGGAAAAAUAUCGGAGUUUAAUAAAAGUGACUUGCUGUAAACGAAAUCAAAAUAAAUAUAUCAACCCACAUGAAAUAAAGAAUCUAAUAUGUGUCGAAAGAAUAUAAUCUUAUAAUACAGACAAUGACGAACGUUUCUACUAAAUGAAUUUUUAAAAAAUUAAUCUGAGCCUAGCCUGGGUUAUUGCACUAAUUCUGUAAAUUCUUAGAAAACCGCUUGUAAUAUGCACGAAUAUAUUGUGGAGUCAACUGGAUGUCAACCUCAAUUGUACGUUUUCAAUCAGAUUUUUAAAGCGUAUGAAAGCUUGGAUUAUGUCCGGCGUUAUAUUACAGAUAGCUACGAAUCUAAGCAACAAAAAACUUUUUUGGAUUUCUGGUAUUCAAAUGGUGAUAGCAUUGUAUAUAAUAAAUAUUAUGAUAAGGAAUGUGAAAAAGAAUUGGCGGAGCGCACAUUAAAUUAUGACUACGAAAAUGUAAUUGCUGAGUCUGAAGAAAAAAGAAAACAAAUUUGGGAGGAACACUAUGAAAAGAUAUAUAUAGAACAAUAUCAGUUAUACGCAAUAAUAUUUUAUGAAUAUUACAAACAUUUGCAUAAAUCUUUAGAUGAAGAAAGGAUUGAGUUCAUAGCUGAUAAACUUGAGGAACAUAUUAAUAGUUGUUUUGCGGAAGAUUUUGCACAAUUGGAACUGCUGGGACUUCCGACUGCAUUUGGUAAAUCAAAAAGUAACAGAAAAACACAACUACAAAGGUACGAUAACUUGCAACAAGUGUAUAGCGGUUUUUUCUCUGAUGAGGAGGAUUCUUCAAGUAUGGACUCACAACAUUUUCAGAAGAAUACAGUAAAAGAUCUUGAUAAAGAAGUUAAGGAAACGUCGACAUUAUGUGAUAUUAAAGAGAAAAAAAUUAAAAAGAAGAGGGCAAACCGAAAGCUACGAAAUGUACCGGAAUUUCUAUUGGAAAAUAAGGAAAUGAUGAAAUAUUGGCGAAAACGUUUUUCCCUAUUUUCACGAUAUGAUGAUGGCAUACGGUUAGAUUGUGAAAGUUGGUUUUCAGUUACACCUGAAAAAAUUGCUGCUCAUUUGGCUGAACGCCUAUCAUGCGAUGUAAUUUUAGAUGCCUUUUGUGGCUGUGGUGGAAAUGCUAUACAAUUCGCUCGCACUUGUAAGCGUGUUAUAGCGAUAGAUAUAGACCCUGUGAAAAUAUCUAUGGCAAAGCACAAUGCCAAAAUUUAUGGAGUAGCAGAUAAAAUUGACUUCAUUAUUGGAGACGUCAUGCACAUUGAUCGUACCUGCAAUUUUCGUUGCGACAUUGUUUUCUUAAGUCCGCCUUGGGGAGGUCCAAAGUAUAAACGAAAGGAAUCCUAUGAUAUUGAAAGUUAUUUACAACCUUCGGGUGCAUCAAAGCUAAUGGAAAUCGCCAAGCAAUUUAGUGAAAACGUAGUAUUCUAUUUACCACGAAACGCUUGCAUUAAGCAAGUCGUUGAAUUGGCUGGAUUUGGGAACAGAUGUGAAGUAGAACACAAUUAUUUAGAUUCGAGACUUGUGGCUAUAUCUGUACUAUAUGGCGAAAAUAUAUUAAAAGUAAACUAAGAAUAAUGUACAAGUAAUAUUGUAAAUUUUUUAUUCUUUAGAAUAACUUUGGAAAAAUAACACUUUCUAAAUACAUACAUAUGUAUAUUGGACAUAGCCCCCGUUAAAAAUUCUUAUUAAUUCUUCGUUUGACAUCAAGGCACAAAGUGUUCUUGGCGUUUACAAUAUUUUCGAAACGAAAUCGUAUACAAUUUUGUUAUUGUAGUGUUACCAUUGCGUUUCUUUACUUUUAUCUGAGGGUUCGAAGUGGAUUUCUGCAUGAACUAUAUUUUCAAAAACGUUUUCUUUAUAAGUUGCCAGAAUUGAAAAGUUAAACUUAAUUUAAACACACAGAACAGAUAUCAAAUUUAAAUAUACUUUUAAAAUAUU